AUGCCCCGCGAAUCGGCGCAGCUAGCGGCUCGGCUAGCAACUUAUAAACGUAUUAUCCUUUGUGCAGACGGAACCUGGCUUGCAUCCGACCUGGGAGACGCGUCCGUGCCGUCCAAUGUCGCGAGAAUCGCUCGUACAAUCGCGACGAGUGGCCCAGACCCCCAUGGUAAUAUCGUUCAGCAAAUUGUUUCAUAUCAUUCUGGACUGGGAUCGGGUGAGCUCCCUUUCCAGAAGGCUAUUUAUGGCGGCAUCGGCUGGGGUUUGGACAAUGAAGUCUGUCAGAUUUACGAAUUUAUAUCCAACAACUACGUUAAAGGCGACGAGUUGUUCUUUUUCGGAUUCUCGCGCGGCGCUUUUACCGUCCGCUCCGUGGCUGGCCUAGUAUCCGACAUAGGCGUACUCUCGUCCCAACACAUGUCGCACUUCGCCGAGAUGUGGAAGGCUUACCGGGAGAAUACCGGCGGACAGCCCUUCCGGGAGACCGCAUGGUAUCAACAGAAUCAAGGCAAACUGCGCUUAGAGAAUGAUGUUCGCAUCAAAGUAGUGGGCGUAUGGGACACGGUUGGAGCUCUAGGGGUCCCUGAUUGGCCGUUAGUAAAUUUGGCUUCGAGAGUAGGUAUCAAUCUUUCAAAGCAGUACGCAUUUCACAACACAAGUGUGUCAAAAAACAUUGACUAUGCCUUUCAAGCCCUGGCUAUCGAUGAGAGACGACUCACCUUCCCACCGACCCUUUGGCACAGAACUCAGGAUGCGCCAGCCAAGGAUCUACAGCAAUGUUGGUUUCCCGGCGUACACCAAAAUAUUGGGGGUGGAGCUCCAGAUAGUGAGAUCGAGGAUAUUACAUUUGCAUGGAUGGUGGACAAUCUUUCUGGAAUGGUGACUUUUGAAGGUGUGAUAAUCGAGGAACUAAUCCAGAAACACCGGGCUGAGCGGGCCAAACGUAACGCCCUAGGCCAACAAAAUGAUGACUGGGGCUGUGGGCACAUCACGUCCAAUUUUGCUGGCCUGCAGGGUGCGUUCUUCCGGGGCCUAGGGAAACAGGACCGCACGCCGGGAAACUAUCCGCAGGUUCCAGGGGAUGUCGAUAGCGCUCGCACCACUAAAGAAUUCUUCCAUCCAAUUGCCCGGAUCCGGAAGACCAAUCUGGCUCCAAGUUAUUCUCCAGCUGCACUGGCUGGGUUCGUGAUCGAGGGGCCCGAUGAUGGUAGUGGUGGUCAAACCGGCUGGAAAUGGGUCAAAAAGGACGAUUUGCUGGCGGUGCCAGAGUACGUCUUGCGCCCGGAUAAGAAGAUGACUGUGGCGCAUCAUUCGGAUUAUGAGUCUCGGCCCAGCCUAUCCAGAGCUCUAUGUCCAAAGAGCCUGUUGGCGGACCUCGAUCGACACAACGGCAUACCUAUACCUGCUAGUGAGACGACUGGCAUUCAGUGA
Penicillium brasilianum is the source of this 1428-nucleotide messenger RNA. Lineage: Eukaryota; Fungi; Ascomycota; Eurotiomycetes; Eurotiales; Aspergillaceae. The record is from the annotation of a GenBank genome assembly.